GCGCCCCCUACCCCGUCCGAGGAGAGGGGGCUAUAGGAAGCUACAUUGAACGAUGGGAGACCCAAUCAUUUUCACCGCCCCCUCCUCAAGUCGCUCUCACUCAAACUAUCUCCGCACCACCACAGCAACUUUACGCACGCUCGUGCGUCUGGGCCCCGGGGGGUCCCUGCUCCUCCUGGCGCUUCUGGCCGCGCUCACAGGGCCGUGCGUAUCGCGCUCCGACGCACCCCGAGGAGUCGCGAACCCCUUCGUUUUCGAUCCGAAGGCGAAGUGCGAGCCGUCGUGUAAACACUCGGGGAUCUGCAUUCGGAACAACACUUGCUUCUGCAUGCGGGGCUACGAGGGAGAGACCUGCCAGUAUGCCAACUGUUUUCCCAAAUGUAAGAAUGGAGGACAGUGUCUCCGGCCGGGGAAGUGCGGAUGUCCUGCCGGCUUUGGCGGGAAAUACUGUCACAAAGUGACGUGUGAAGAAGGCUGCUGGAACGGAGGAGAGUGCAAAGCGCUCCACGGCAAGGCAACGUGCCUCUGCCUCUCCAGCUGGACUGGGAACAAGUGCCAAGAAGCGGUGUGUCCCCAGGGCUGCAGGAACGGCGGCAGCUGCGUGGCUCCGGGAAUCUGCAGCUGUCCGGACGGCUGGGUGGGCGGAGCCUGCCACACGGCCGUGUGCAGCCAGCCGUGUCUGAGCGGAGGGAAGUGUAUCUCUCCUGAGAAGUGCCGCUGUCGCCCGUCGCAUGAAGGCCCCCACUGUGAGAAGAAGAGAUCCCAGUACCACUACCUGUACAAGGUCAAAGGUUACUAAGAGGAGAUCCAAGUACAACUACCGACACAAGGUCAAAGGUCACUAAGAGGCGGUCCAAGUACCACUACCGACACAAGGUCAAAGGUCACUAACGGACCCAUAGGGGGGGGGGGGUUUCUGUUUUUUUGAUACAUUUUUGAUUUGCUCAUUCAUGUUUGACAACAAAGUGUAUAAACCCUGUGUGCUAGGAUCGGUCAUUAAACACGUCCAUAUAUGUGCGUUGUCUCUGUACGUACGUAUGUAUGUAUGUAUGUAUGUAUGUAUGUAUGUAUGUAUGUAUGUAUGUAUGUAUGUAUGUAUGUAUGUAGACAUAUACUUUGAACAUCAUGAAUAAAGGACUUAAGAAAACACAGAA
Molecule: messenger RNA, 1154 nt
Organism: Gadus morhua (Atlantic cod)
Lineage: Eukaryota; Metazoa; Chordata; Actinopteri; Gadiformes; Gadidae
Gene: seraf
Product: Schwann cell-specific EGF-like repeat autocrine factor
Exons: 6
Coding region: 53-799 (248 amino acids)
Source: RefSeq, a predicted model, not a curated record